AUCUUUUAUACUUAUAAUCCAUAUUAUGGGUACUUGUGAAUCAGAUAUUUACAAUCCAAAUGAAAGUUAACUUGAUUCCGAUUAAGAAUAUAUUGAAACAGAUUUUAUGCAAUAUGUUGUUUUAGCUAAUUGGAAACCUGAUUAGAAUGAUGGAUCUAAUACCAAUAAUUAGUUAAAUUUUGGAAAAUAAAAUCCAAAUUAUAAUAAUGAUCAUAAUCAUAUUAACAUGCAUCAAAGUUUAAUCUAGUAAUCAAGAAUAACUUAAAUAUCCAACAAUUUCAAUAAUAAUUAUUCAAAUAUAUAAUAUGCUAAUUCUAAACCUUUUAAUUAAUAUGAAUAAAAAUUUGGAGGUUCCACUCUUGCUGUUAGCAGAUAUACUUAAAUAAGUAAAUCAGAUAUCUUGUUUUAAGAAUAAAAUCUAUCAAAAUAACCAUUUAAUUAUUAGUUUGGAAAUUUACAAUAAUCUUAAAUAAAGUAAGUUCAAUUUUGA
This is a messenger RNA of Paramecium sonneborni, 490 nucleotides long. The record is from the annotation of a GenBank genome assembly. Lineage: Eukaryota; Ciliophora; Oligohymenophorea; Peniculida; Parameciidae.